AUCAAUCAAUUUAUCGUACAAACACUUCACCACGUGUUUACAGGCGAGUUAUAAGGUUAUAUAUCUGUAUACAAGAAUAAUAUAAUAACAAUCCUAUUAAAAGCGUAAAUUAAUUAAUAAAUAUAUAAAACAAUAAAAUGUAUCUCAUGUAUUAUUUGAACGAGCAAGGCGAGCGUGUGUACACACUAAAAAAAGUUGAUCCAUCUGGAAAACCAACAGUAACUGCACAUCCUGCUCGAUUUUCACCAGAAGACAAAUAUUCAAGAGAGAGGAUUACAAUGAAAAGACGCUUUGGAUUACUAUUAACUCAACAAAAAAUGCCAGUAUAUUAAAAAGUAUCACAUUAUCAAACUAAAUCAUCAAAAAUUAUAAAAUUUAUUUUCGCAAUAUUUUUUUGUCGGUUUAUAAAAAUUGUAACUUUGUCUUUUUUAAUUAUCAAUAUGAUUAUUAAUAAGUUGUUUACAUCUAAAACUAAAUAAAAGUUUCUAAAUGUAUCAAUAA
Microplitis demolitor is the source of this 501-nucleotide messenger RNA. RefSeq names its product H/ACA ribonucleoprotein complex subunit 3 (gene Nop10). The record is from RefSeq and is a predicted model, not a curated record. NCBI's taxonomy places the organism in Eukaryota, Metazoa, Arthropoda, Insecta, Hymenoptera, Braconidae. The transcript has a single exon. The coding region runs from base 138 to 332 and encodes 64 amino acids. Gene Ontology annotation, cellular component: box H/ACA telomerase RNP complex; box H/ACA snoRNP complex. Gene Ontology annotation, biological process: rRNA pseudouridine synthesis; positive regulation of telomerase RNA localization to Cajal body; snRNA pseudouridine synthesis. Gene Ontology annotation, molecular function: telomerase RNA binding; box H/ACA snoRNA binding.